UUCCUCACUUGCCAUCUCUGGUCUUUAAAGACAACGGGAAGUCAUAUCAUAUUUAAAAGAUGGAAGGCUAGCAUGAACUGAGUUAUAUGAUGUGAGCCAUCACAUCUUAGAGAACUGCUGCAAUGGAGGGUCCAUUAACAGGCUGCACUGUUUAUCAUUACCUUAUUUUUUUGCGCUAUAAGGCGCACUGGAUUAUAAGGCGCACUAUCAAUAAACGUCUAGUUUCUGGUCUAAUUACAUACAUUCAGACUGUUUAUUUAUGUGAGUAAAGCGCUUCCCUUUAUUUACAGUAAGCUUAGAUUUCCAAAUUUUCACUAUAGCUGGGUGCAGCAGCAUUAGCAUUAGCAGCUAACCGCUAGUGCUAGCAGGGAAUGUUAAUCUACAUAGAUUUCUCUCCUGAAAAAUGUUUAUUUAGGUGAGUAAAGUGCUUUCAUUUAUCUACAGUAAGAUUAAAUUUCCAGAUUUCUACUAUAGCUGAGUGCAGCAGCAUUAGCAUUAACAGCUAACCAUUAGUGCUAGCCAUGGUAAGUGGCUAAUGUAGGCCAACAAUACCUCUGAACGGCCAAAAAGCUAGCACUUAGCGCGAUUAGCAGCUAAUGCUAACACUGCUGGAGAACUAAACUGAAACUCCCGUAUAAAGCUGUAAUGCAAUUCUACCAGGUAUGUUGUAAGGAGCAGUAAAGUCAACUUUACUGCUCCUUACAACAUACCUGGUAGAAUUCACACAUAAGGUGCACCAGAUUUUAAGACGCACUGACGAUUUUUGAGAAAAUUAUAGGGUUUUAAGUGCGACUUAUAAUGCGAAAAAUACGGUAUAAAAAAAUGACAGGGGAGAGAGAGGGCAAUCCUAACAAAUUAGAUCCACUUUUGCUCGCUGGGAAUAAUUUUUCUCAAUUAUUUUCUAUAUAAUGUUUGUAAUAAUUGCACAUUUAAACAACACAUAAACAUAUUUAAACCCUGUUUCUAAAAAAAAUAUAUUUACAAUUUAGAACAUACUAGGGGUAAAUGAAGGUAUUUUAGUAUAGGAUAAACAUAUCAGCAAAUGUACUGUAACUAAAAGAAGAAAACCACAUCGGUCAAAGCAGGAAAUAUAUAUCUGUGAGCUAAGUCACAUCCUGUGAUGCAGUGUAUUUUAAGAGCUACUGAAGUGGUCUCACUAAAAACAACUUGCUUUUAUCUUCAUGUCUUUCACACUCCUUCACACAGAGUGGACUGUGAAAAAGAGGCUUAUGAACAACUGAUUAAUUCAUCAGCUAUAAAUCAUGACCCGUAGUCGUGGUCAAUGUAUGAUCUAAAAGUAGAUCUGUGUAGGAUUAGGGUUAAGGUUAGGGAAGUUUAUUAGCCACACCAAGAGAACUAAAUACGCUGUAUAACUCCUUUAGAAUUCCGGAAAGCUACUCCCUCAAGGAGUUCCACAGAUGGCCAAAAGAUAUACUCCAAUCAAACCAAAUAUUAUGUUGUUAUCAAUUAUAAAAUGUUAAAAUGAUUGCUUUACACAUUACAAUUGGUUUCUCUAGUUUAGUUUUAAAUGUGUCUUUUGUAUUUUCUCUGUUCUGUAUUUUGUCUUUGAGUGUGAUGUAAAAGCUGAGUGAAGAAGCAGCAGAGUUUGUGAAUUGAGCUCUGGUGAAGAGGAAAGGGAGGGGAUAAGCAGACUAAAUAAACACAACAACUGCUCUGCAUUUAUCUAAUUCCACUAAUGUGGUCUCCCAGAGCACGCAGUGGGCUUCAGCUGCUUUUCAGAUGAUGAUCAUAAGGGUGCAUGUAAGCAAGUGAGAAAAAAAAAACAACUAAAUAAACAGAAAGUUAAAAAAUAGAGACAGAAGUUCCUCACCUCUUCAAGAAUUCUCUGACAGAACUGGAUUCUAACUUACAGCGAAUUUAAGGCGGCAGAAGAUGUAGAGUUUGACUGGAGCUUAUCCUCAUGCUUAGACCUCAUUAUGAGUGCAGAUGCUCAUAUGGACUACAGAGCUGCGUGCUGACGGGAGUGGAGACUGACAUUAAGCAUUAAAGAUCGGGUGUGAGCUGGCAGAAUGGGCUGUACUUGCAGUGGUCAGAAGAAACAUAAAGAAAAGGGACAUCUAAACAAUAAUUCGGCAGCCAACAACAAAUCACACCCAAGACAACUUGGGCAGCGUUCUGCAGACUAUGAUGAGGAUAUUGUGAUUGCUCAACAUGACUUCAAACCAAACAACGAUAGCGAUCUUCCAUUUAAGAAAGGAGAGAAACUCAAGAUCAUUCAGGAAAAUGGAGACUGGUGGUUGGCUAAAUCUCUUGUCACUGGAGAUGAGGGAUACAUUCCAUGUACCUAUGUGGCUCGAGCUCACACUCUGGAGGUGGAAAGAUGGUUUUUCAAGGAUCUAAGUCGCAGAGAGACGGAGCGUCUUCUGUUAGCUCCAGGGAACAGGGUUGGUUCCUUCCUUGUCAGGGAAAGUGAGACCACCCCAGGUGCUUUCUCCCUGUCCAUAAGAGUCUCUGUUCCAGAACAAGGCGAUUUGGUCAAGCACUAUAAGAUCCGUGCUCUUGACAAAGGAGGCUACUACAUCUCUCCCUCCCUGACCUUCCCCUCUCUGCAGGAGCUGGUGCAGUAUUACUCCAGAUCGGCUGAUGGUCUGUGUCAGAGGCUUGGAAGCCCCUGUAAAACUGCUGCUCCACAGAGGCCCUGGGCUCAAGAUGAGUGGGAGAUCCCAAGGGAAACGUUAAAAAUGGUGAAGAGAUUGGGUGCUGGACAGUUUGGGGAAGUCUGGAUGGGAUACUACAAAAACAACCAGAAAGUGGCCAUUAAGACUCUGAAAGAGGGCAGCAUGGAGCCAGAGGCCUUCCUGCAAGAGGCGAACCUUAUGAAGAAGCUUCAGCAUGACAGACUAGUGAAACUUCAUGCUGUAGUCACUCAACAGCCAAUCCUCAUAGUCACAGAGUUCAUGGCAAAUGGGAGCUUACUGGACUUUCUCAAAACUGAUGAUGGCAAGAAAUUAAAAUUACCCAAGUUAAUAGAUAUGGCAGCUCAGAUUUCAGAGGGCAUGGCUUACAUAGAAAAGAAGAACUACAUUCACAGAGACCUUCGGGCUGCCAACAUACUGGUGUCUGAAACUUUGCACUGUAAGAUAGCAGACUUUGGCCUGGCCAGGAUUAUCGAGUCUGAGUACACUGCACAAGAAGGUGCAAAAUUUCCAAUUAAGUGGACAGCCCCUGAAGCUAUCAACUUUGGCACCUUCAGCAUCAAGUCAGACGUCUGGUCCUUUGGUGUUCUCUUGACAGAAAUAGUGACCUAUGGACGAGUACCAUAUCCAGGAAUGACAAAUCCGGAGGUGAUCCGUAACCUGGACAAGAUGUACAGGAUGCCAUGUCCGGAUGACUGCCCUGAGGAGCUGUAUGAUAUUAUGCAGAUGUGCUGGAAAGAGAAACCAGAGGACAGACCCACAUUUGAAUACCUGCAGGACACACUUAACGACUUCUACAUCGCUACUGAGGGCCAGUACGAAAUGCAUCCUUAAGCUUUGAGCACUCUUACAACUGGACAAAGAACUUAAAAACAUAAACUUAGAUGUUGUAGAGGAUUCAGUGGCUCACAAAAGCAAUUGAUUCAUGGAUGCAGCAUGUGACAGAUGUGUGCUGAUUAAGGGGAAUGUGUUCCCUGUGACCGGACCGAUUAAUGGA
Molecule: messenger RNA, 3654 nt
Organism: Astyanax mexicanus (Mexican tetra)
Lineage: Eukaryota; Metazoa; Chordata; Actinopteri; Characiformes; Acestrorhamphidae
Gene: blk
Product: BLK proto-oncogene, Src family tyrosine kinase
Exons: 14
Coding region: 2031-3491 (486 amino acids)
Biological process (GO): cell differentiation; cell surface receptor protein tyrosine kinase signaling pathway; protein phosphorylation
Cellular component (GO): extrinsic component of cytoplasmic side of plasma membrane
Molecular function (GO): ATP binding; non-membrane spanning protein tyrosine kinase activity; signaling receptor binding
Source: RefSeq, a predicted model, not a curated record